AUGGAAGCUAUUCAACAUAUUAUAUCCGAUCCAAAAUAUCAUGACCUCUUUGCCAUUCUUAAAGCAUUCCGUAACGGCAUUGUCUACGGUGCUAAAGUUCGAUUUCCACAUGCCCUCGUCAUGACAUUUCUCUUUAAAUCUGGACCGCUAAAGACAAAGCUCUUAUACAUCUACAAAGCCACCAAACAGCAUGCACAGAACCUGGGUAUAUUCGCUACGAUCUAUAAAACAAUGAUGCUGAUACAGAAACGGAUCAAUGGGGGUAAAGAAGAAAGCUUUCAUCCCUUUAUUGCCGGUCUUGUCGGUGGUUACUUUGUCUUUGGUGAAAACAACGGCAUCAAUCAACAGAUUAUCCUUUAUUUAUUCUCCCGUGUUGUCAUGGCACUCGUCAAGAUUCCUGUGAAAAAGCAAAUCUUGGACGCUCCCAAGCAUACCUAUCCUGUUUUUGCCGCCGUCGUCUGGGGGCUCGUGAUGUGGCUAUUCAAGCAUCAAGAAGAUACCCUUUUACCCUCCCUUCGAGCCUCCAUGGUGUAUAUUUAUCGCGAUUCCGAGUACUGGCAUUCCUUACGAACCUUGUUAUGGCAUAAUAAAUAA
Messenger RNA from Radiomyces spectabilis, 594 nucleotides. RefSeq names its product 24 kDa intrinsic membrane protein PMP-24. The transcript is spliced from 3 exons. Lineage: Eukaryota; Fungi; Mucoromycota; Mucoromycetes; Mucorales; Radiomycetaceae. The record is from RefSeq and is a predicted model, not a curated record. The coding region runs from base 1 to 594 and encodes 197 amino acids. Gene Ontology annotation, cellular component: peroxisomal membrane.